GGGACGCGCACGCCCGCGGCCGCGUGCGUCACAACCAGGACGCCUGCCCCGCCGGUCCAGCUCGCCUGUCCGUCGGUCCCCGCGGCGGCGGCGGCUGCCCAGUGACAGCGGCGGCGGUGCCAGGCCGGCCGUGAUAGCGUAGGGUUGCGCGGCCUGGAAUCGCAGAGCCGGCCAAAGAGCGGCGCGACGUGAGGAAGGCCGAGCCGGGGCCGCGCGGGAAGAGACCUCGCGGGCGCGGAGGGAAAGGCCGGCGUGAGUGAGCGCGGAGACAGUGGCCGCCGGCGGCCCAACCCGUCUAUCCCCUCGGCCGCCGCCGGCAUGAGCCACAUCCAGAUCCCGCCUGGGCUCACGGAGCUGCUGCAGGGCUACACGGUGGAGGUGCUGCGACAGCAGCCGCCUGACCUCGUCGAAUUCGCUGUGGACUACUUUACCCGCCUGCGCGAGGCCCGCGCCCCAGCCUCAGUCCUGCCCGCCGCCACCCCACGUCAGAGCCCGGGCCACCCCACGCCAGAACCCGGCCCGGACCGUGUCGCCGACGCCAAAGGGGACAGCGAGUCGGAGGAGGACGAGGACUUGGAAGUUCCAAUUCCUAGCAGAUUUAAUAGACGAGUAUCAGUCUGUGCUGAGACCUACAACCCUGAUGAGGAAGAGGAAGAUACAGAUCCAAGGGUGAUUCACCCUAAAACUGAUGAACAGAGAUGCAGACUUCAGGAAGCUUGCAAAGAUAUUCUCCUUUUCAAAAAUCUCGAUCAGGAACAGCUUUCUCAAGUUCUUGAUGCCAUGUUUGAAAGGAUAGUCAAAGCUGAUGAGCAUGUCAUUGACCAAGGAGAUGAUGGAGACAACUUUUAUGUCAUAGAACGGGGAACUUAUGACAUUUUAGUAACAAAAGAUAAUCAAACCCGCUCUGUUGGUCAAUAUGACAACCGUGGCAGUUUUGGAGAACUAGCUCUGAUGUACAACACCCCGAGAGCUGCUACCAUUGUUGCUACCUCAGAAGGCUCCCUCUGGGGACUGGACCGAGUGACUUUUAGAAGAAUCAUAGUGAAAAAUAAUGCAAAGAAGAGGAAGAUGUUUGAAUCAUUUAUUGAGUCUGUGCCCCUCCUUAAAUCACUAGAGGUGUCAGAACGAAUGAAGAUAGUGGAUGUAAUAGGAGAGAAGAUCUAUAAGGAUGGAGAACGCAUAAUCACUCAGGGUGAAAAGGCUGAUAGCUUUUACAUCAUAGAGUCUGGUGAAGUGAGCAUCUUGAUUAGAAGCAAGACUAAAUCAAACAAGGAUGGUGGGAACCAGGAGGUCGAGAUUGCCCGCUGCCAUAAGGGGCAGUACUUUGGAGAGCUUGCCCUGGUCACCAACAAACCCAGAGCUGCCUCAGCUUAUGCAGUUGGAGAUGUCAAAUGCUUAGUUAUGGAUGUACAAGCAUUCGAGAGGCUUCUGGGGCCCUGCAUGGACAUCAUGAAGAGGAACAUCUCACACUAUGAGGAACAGCUGGUGAAGAUGUUUGGCUCCAGCAUGGAUCUGGGCAACCUCGGGCAGUAGGUGUGCCAUACCCCAGAGCCUUCUUAGUGUGACACCAAAACCUUCCGGUCAGCCACAGAACACAUACAGAAAACAAACAUGACAGAACUGUUCCUGCUGUUGCCACCACUGCUGCCAUUGCUGUGGUUAUGGGCAUUUAGAAAACUUGAAAGUCAGCACUAAAGGAUGGGCAGAGGUUCAACCCACACCUCCACUUUGCUUCUGAAAGCCCAUUAUUAGACCAUUUGUAAAGAUUACUCCAACCCAGUUUUUACAUCUUUGGUUCAAAACAGCAUGUCUCUCCAACAAUUUAAGUGCCUGAUACAAAGUCCAAAGUAUAAACAUGCUCCUUUCCUCUCUUGCUGCUACUCUUACUUUUGGAAGUUACCACAGGGUCUGCAAAAACCUGUUGUGUAACUGUAGACACUCUCUAAUCGUUCUCAAAGGAGGAAAUGUAGCCUUCAGUCUCCUCAUUUGUCCCUUGAGAAAGUCUACAUUUGUUCACAGUCGCAGCCUGUGGUUUUACAGUGGGAAAUGGUGGUGGAUGGUAUGGACAUAUGUAGCCCAGUGGCAUUGUACUUUCUGCUGGCAGCUGCACACAUAACAGCUGUCUCCAAACCCACAGUGAUGCUUAGGGAAAGACCCUGCUCAGGACCCAGCAGGUCAGCACCCCGGAGCAGACUGAUAGGUCAGUGGGACCCAUGUUAAAGCAGGAAAUUUGGGCUUAGCACAUUUUACUGUUAGUAGAGGGCCAGGAAAGGUUUUCUGGGUUGGGGAUUUUGUGGGUUUUUUAAAUCUUUUUAGUAGGUUUUGUUUAACUUCUGUGCAGUCUGCAUGAAUGAAUUGCUAUCCAUUUAUAAGGAGCCAGGGUCUGGAGGGUUGCUAUCACUUUGUCCAACCCAAAUACCUUCCUGGGCAACUCCUACCAUUUGUUUGCAGUUGCCCCUACUGGCCAGUGGCAUUAUGCUGGAAAGAGGUUAUACUAUAAAGAGAGCUCUUUCUUUCUACUCCAGAGUUGUUGUGUAGCUUUGCCAUUGAACCCAUCAAUUUUUAAACUCUUUAAAGAUAGCAGCAGCUAUUUUUUUUGAAAUUAAAGAAAAUUCUCAGGCCAGGCUCAAUGGCUCAUGCCUAUAAUGGUAGUGCUUUGGGAGGCUGAGCUGGGAGGAUCGCUCAAGACCAGCCUAGGCAACAAAGUGAGACCCUGUCUCUACAAAAAAAAAAAAAAAUUUUGUUGUUGUUGUUGUUGUUGUUGUUGUUGAGAUGGAGUUUCACUCUUGUUGCCCAGGCCAGAGUGCAGUGGCGCGGUCUUGGCUCAUUGCAACCUCCGCCUCCCAGGUUCAAGCAAUUCUCCUGCCUCAGCCUCCUGAAUAACUGGGAUUACAGGCAUGCAC
This is a messenger RNA of Rhinopithecus roxellana (golden snub-nosed monkey), 2903 nucleotides long. It is a transcript of the gene PRKAR2A, whose product is annotated as protein kinase cAMP-dependent type II regulatory subunit alpha. Gene Ontology annotation, cellular component: cAMP-dependent protein kinase complex. The record is from RefSeq and is a predicted model, not a curated record. NCBI's taxonomy places the organism in Eukaryota, Metazoa, Chordata, Mammalia, Primates, Cercopithecidae. Gene Ontology annotation, molecular function: cAMP-dependent protein kinase regulator activity. The transcript is spliced from 11 exons. Bases 319 to 1533 code for a protein of 404 amino acids. Gene Ontology annotation, biological process: regulation of protein phosphorylation.